AUAAAAAAAAGAGGCAUUGGCAACAUUUAGAAACCGCCACUAUAAAACAAUAUAGUUUUUGUGGUUCAAAAUCACUCUACUUCACUGCAGAUUCUUGUCUUGUUCACUCACUCACUCAUUUCUUCUGUUGGAAAAAUCAUAGGGAUGGUCCACAACUUUCUUUGAGGUAGUUGUAGCAUGAACAUGAUCCUUAUAUUCAUCAUGUGACUUUGUUUUUUAUGAGUUAUAUGCCUUCAUUCAUGCAUAUAGAAAAGGAGAUUAUUGAAAUGGAUGCAUCAUCAAAUCAAAGGUCACUUGAGAGAGUGGUUUCUCAGAAAGCCAUGCAAAUGAGCAAUUCAUUUCCAUGUCAGAUAUGUGUUGUGGGAUUUCUUUCUGGAAUUUGUAUUGCUUCUUUCAUUAUGGCUACUCUUACUUCCAUUGGUAGUUUUCAGUUUUCUCAUUUUUCAAUGCUUAAUUUAUCAUUCAACUCAGAUCUCAAUUCCACCAUCACACAAUGUUCCUAUAAACCUAAAGAGAUACAAAGAUUAACAGAUUUGGAGAACAGAAAAGAGAUAGACCAAGAUGAAAGAGUGUCUUUGCUUUAUUCUGCUUGGAACUGUGUGUUAACUAAGCCUACAACUGGUACAAAUAAGUGCUUAUGGGAACUUGGAAUUAAUGAAUCCUAUUUGCUUAAGCCCCCACAUUUGGAAAACUGCAAGGAGAAAUCACUGCUCAACGACCGUCUCGACAAGCGUAUAGGAAAUGAUUCCUUUCCACCAUGGACAAGUUGGAAAGGAUUGUUGGAUAUGCACCCUCUUGCUGCAACCACUGAGCAGAUUCAGAACUUCAGAAAAAAAGCUGUAUCUGAAGGUGCUUAUCCACCUUGGAUUGCAGGAUCUGAUGAAGAAAACUACCCUUUAACACGAAAAGUUCAACGCGACAUAUGGAUCCAUCAGCAUCCGUUGAAUUGUAGCGACGCGAAUGUCAAGUUCCUUUUAGCUGAUUGGGAGCGAUUACCUGGAUUUGGAAUCGGUGCUCAAAUUGCUGGAAUGUGUGGACUUCUUGCUAUUGCAAUCAAUGAAGGAAGAGUUCUUGUCACUGAUUUCUAUAAUAGAGCUGAUCAUGAUGGCUGCAAAGGAUCGUCCCGGUCUAGCUGGAAUUGCUAUUUCUUUGCAGAAACUUCACUAGAAUGCCGCCAACGUGCAUUUGAACUCAUCAAAAGUGAUGAUUCGUUGAGUAGAGGAAUUUUGACGACCAAAGAAAAUUAUACGUCGAAGCAUAUAUGGACAGGACCAACUCCUAGGAUAUGGGGCGAUCCGUGGAACUAUUUGCAACCGACAACUGAUAUAAAUGGCAGUCUGGUGGUUUCUCAUAGAAAAAUGGAUCGACGAUGGUGGAGAGCGCAGGCCGUACGAUACUUAAUGAGGUUUCCAACUGAGUAUACUUGCAAUUUAUUGAAUGAGGCGCGCCAUGCUGCCUUUGGAAAAAUAGCUGCAAAAAUGGUUCUGGAAAGUCUUGUUGGAGAAUGGCCAAAGGUGCCUCAGGAGGAGGAGAAUGAUGAAAGACCAAAGUCCGAUAUCGACAAAUAUGUGUGGUCGAAUCACAAGCCAUGGAUCCCAAGACCUCUUCUAAGUAUGCAUGUAAGGAUGGGAGAUAAAGCAUGUGAAAUGAGAGUGGUUGAAUUUGAAGAAUACAUGAUGCUUGCUAAUAGGAUUAGGAAUCAUUUCCCAAACCUCAAUAGCAUUUGGCUAUCAACAGAAAUGCAGGAAGUGAUAGACAAAAGCAAAGAAUAUUCUUCAAGGUGGAAGUUUCAUUAUACAAAGAUAAGAAGGCAAGAUAGGAAUAAUGUGUCAAUGGCUGAGUAUGAAGGUAGCUUGGGAAGGGAGAGAAGCACAAACUAUCCACUUGUUAAUUUUCUUAUGGCUGCUGAUUCUGAUUAUUUUGUUGGAGCAUUGGGUUCUACGUGGUGCUUUCUUAUAGAUGGAAUGAGAAAUACUGGUGGGAAGGUUAUGUCUGGUUACUUGAGUGUUAACAAAGAUAGAUUUUGGUAGGGAUGUAAUGUAUUUAUAUAUACUUCUGAUUAUUUCAAUAAUAACAGAAAAGAUUUAUGUAAUCUUUUGUAAAUUAGAGUAAAUUAUUCUUAUGUAUAAUCAUUGUACAUGUUUACAAUAGUACACAUUGCUAAAGAAUCUUGUAAAGCAAAAGAAUUCACAUACUUGCAGCUAGUUCUUGGGUUUUAUUUUAUU
This is a messenger RNA of Vicia villosa (hairy vetch), 2225 nucleotides long. RefSeq lists its product as uncharacterized. The coding region runs from base 219 to 2030 and encodes 603 amino acids. The transcript has 9 exons. Gene Ontology annotation, biological process: protein N-linked glycosylation. NCBI's taxonomy places the organism in Eukaryota, Viridiplantae, Streptophyta, Magnoliopsida, Fabales, Fabaceae. The record is from RefSeq and is a predicted model, not a curated record. Gene Ontology annotation, molecular function: alpha-(1->6)-fucosyltransferase activity.